GUUCCCCCAUGGUGAUCCCCUUGAGAGAUACGUGUUUCAGUAUGCGCGCACCAGUCAAUGGCCGUCACGAGUGGUUUUGCUCAGCGCUCAAACUGUCAUGACGUUGUCCACGGGCAAGUGGAGCCGCCGAGGUCUUCCGCAGCUUCCACUCAACAAACAUGCAACGGCCCAAGCAGGCGCCAUGCGUCACUUCCAGCGGGUGAUACUGCUAGCCUGCCGAUGGUGCACCUGGGUGCUUCAUUAUUAGACUUUCCCUUUCUCUCCCCGUCCGCUCGCUGCAAACAAAAACAGUCCUGUCGCUUGUUCCUGUGCCGGUUUCCUUUUUCCUCGGGUUUUAGCAGUUGUUAUUUACGGUAGCUGUUUGCCCACAUUCUAAAAGACAGCUGCCAUGGUGCCUUCGUUAUCUGCCGUCGCCGGCCUGGGCAACAUUGCCCUGCCGCUCCUCUCGCUAUUACAACUCGUCCUCGCUCAAUCAUCGAUAUCGCUGUCGCCCUCGUCCAGUGCUCCCGAUGGCGCCUCAGAGUACCUCGAUGCGUCGUUUGCAGGGUUCGGCAUUGAGCCCUCGAACCUUUUCUCCUUCACCGGCGGCGACACACCCAACCAAUUGUCAAUAAAGCUCCUACAGAACCUCGCAGACUACUCGGGCGCGCCGCCACACAUUCGGUUAGGAGGCAACACACAAGAUUACAUGUUAUACGAAUCAAACUACACAGACAUUGCGUGGGAGAAGAACCCUAGCUCGACGGCGCAGGGCAACGUUGCCGCCGACUCGAUGAUCAUCGGACCUGGGUAUUUCGAGGCCUUGAACCGCUUCCCCAAGGAUACACCCGUCACAUAUGGCCUCAAUCUGGCGUACAUGGAGGACGAUUGGGAGGACCGCAUUGUGGCUGCUGCCCAGGGUGCCGUCUCUGGCAUGACCAACGUCAAGCUGUACUCGUUCGAGGUUGGGAACGAGCCCGACCUGUGGCUACAGAACACCUUCCGUACUGCACCCUGGAAUGGGCAGGUAUACACAACACAGUUCCUCGACCGCGCCGAAGCCGUCUACACCCGUGUGCUGCAGCCAGCGGGCCUGCCGUCGUCUUUUUUCGAGCCCCCUGCGACCGCCUCCACCAUUGGCACGACCUUCGAAAUCUCACAAUUGGUCAGCGAUGGCAUGAUGGAGGGCAGGAACGGCGACAACUACGUGACUGUAUGGAAUCAGCACGACUACUUCUAUUUCAUUGGCGUUACAAAGACACCCAUCACUCUUAAUGACCUUAUGCAAUUCGACCAAACUAAUACUCAAUUCGCGUACUGGGAGAAGCAGGUCAAGAUUGGCCUCAAGACCGGCCUGCCGUACGUCUUGCGUGAGAUGAGUUCCAUUGGACCCAUUGGUAUGCCUGGUGUUUCUGACGCCUUCGGUGCCUCUCUCUGGACCCUCAACUUCUUCCUCUACGCCGCCUCCCUCGACAUCUCUUCCGUGCAGAUGCACAUGACCGAUAACUCCAAUGCUAGCGCGUGGCAACCUAUCACCCUGUACGGCCGUGAUCCUUUCGUUCGAACACUUUACUACGCCCACGCCGCUAUGGCUCAGAUCGUCGGCAACGGCAACGGAACCACUCAGAUCGCCAGUAUGAGCACCAGUAAUGUUGGUUCUUCGUACGAUGGCCGCAUUCGCGCUUACUCUAUGUACGCCCACGAUAACCUGCAAGCUGUCAUUAUGCUCAAUGGUAAGCAAGCCAACGAGUCUCAGUCCGACAAGGGCAGCUUCACAUUCAACGUCAACUUUGGUUCUUCCAACGCCAACAAAGACGUCUACCUCUCCUACCUGACCGCUGACGGUGCCGACUCCCAAACUGGAGCCACCUGGAACGGCAUGACCUACUCUGACACUACCGGCGAGUCGAGCGUUGUCGACAGCACAGUUCACACUAUCACCCUCGACGGCUCUGGCAAGGCCGCCAUCCCCGUUCGCGACUCGCAAGCCGUUGUAGCCAACAUCGGCUGGCAAAUAGGCAGCACCGCAGUCCUGAAGAGUGAUGGCAGUACAGCGAGGAAAAGUAACGCUGGUCUCCGCAACACUCCCACCGCCUUCACUGCUGUGUGCGCCAUGAUCGCCACCACUUUUGCCCUCGUGGCCUCCAGCGCCUAGACCUAGAAUCUUAAUUAGAGAUCGUACAUUUUCUUUUGUUAUUGCAUGACUGGGUACAGGCUAUAAGCAUAUGACGGCGUUACUUUGGGAAGCAUGUUUGCAUCUACUUAAUUGUUAGCCUCCAGUUGGAGAUGGCCACGACAAGACUUUUCAUUUUUGUGCGACAUCUGGAUACACGCCCAUGGCGUAGUAUGGUAUGACGUAUUUGGAUACAUACGUAUAUACAGAAUUACGCAUGUUCAUACUCCAAUCACUAUUGCCCAUACCUUGAGGAAGUGCAUGUGCAAUUGUAUUGAACUAUCAGUAUGACGUACAAGACGGGAAUUUCAAGGCAAUUUCCC
Macroventuria anomochaeta is the source of this 2475-nucleotide messenger RNA. Its product is annotated as glycoside hydrolase family 79 protein. The transcript has 2 exons. Bases 389 to 2134 code for a protein of 581 amino acids. The record is from RefSeq and is a predicted model, not a curated record. NCBI's taxonomy places the organism in Eukaryota, Fungi, Ascomycota, Dothideomycetes, Pleosporales, Didymellaceae.